ACCCUCCAUCCUUGAAUCAAGCAUCACUUUGCUUCCAAAUUGGCUUGUCAUUUUCUCUCGGCGCUCGUUCCCCAGCUGUCGGGUCGCAUGGACGAUCUAGCGAUGGACUGGCGCUGAUGCCAUCGCUGGACCCACUCUGCGCAUCUUCCUCUUAUUUCAGCAAAACACUGAUCGGGAUACAACACGGGGCUCUGAUCCCCCGUGUCCACCAUAGAUCCAUUGGGUUUGGGGUCGAAGGAUACUCGAAUAUCCUGUUCCUCGUCGUGGUUCUUCAGGAGGCUCCGAGCCUCAUAAAGGCGCAUCUGGGAACGGAGGCUCAAACCAUCAUCGGCGUGUUUUAUUCAGACACGGACACGCUGUCACGGGAAUUAAGGAGCAUUCUGAGAUCUCACACAGCCCGAUGCUGUUGAACACAUCCGGAGCUGACUAUUAUUCCAGUGCUUUAUAAGAUGCGGUACACGCUUCAGAGAGGAACUCCAUGGCUAAUAUGAGACGCUUCUUCAGCGAGUCAGUGCAGAGGUCAUCAGGGUCAUCGGCGGUCAUGUGGUCCACAGGCAUACUUUUCUUCUUCACCCUCUUCACACCCGUCACUCUCGUUUUAAGUCGUGCUCCAGUGCCGAUGGCUGUGGUGCGUCGAGAGCUGUCGUGUGAGGGUUAUCCGAUCGAACUGCGCUGCCCGGGCACUGAUGUCAUUAUGAUCGAGAGCGCCAAUUAUGGGCGCACAGAUGACAAGAUCUGUGACUCGGACCCCGCUCAAAUGGAGAACACUCGCUGCUAUCUGCCUGAUGCCUACAAGAUUAUGGGCCUCAGGUGUAACAACCGAACUCAGUGUGCGGUCAUUGCUGGUCCUGAUGUUUUUCCCGAUCCGUGUCCUGGAACGUACAAAUACCUUGAGGUUCAGUACGAAUGUGUGCCAUACAAAGUGGAACAGAGAGUCUUUCUCUGUCCAGGUGUAUUGAGAGGGGUGUAUCAGAGUGAGCACCUCUUUGAGUCAGACCACCAGUCUGGUUCAUGGUGUAAAGACCCGCUACAGUCAUCCAACAAGAUCUACUAUAUGCCCUGGACACCUUACCGCACAGAUACACUGACCGAGUAUUCAUCUAAAGAGGACUUUAUUGCAGGUCGUCCAACCACGACAUACAGACUGCCGCAUCGUGUGGACGGCACCGGCUUUGUGGUGUAUGACGGUGCACUUUUCUUCAACAAGGAACGUACACGCAACAUUGUUAAAUUCGACUUGAGAACUCGUAUCAAGAGCGGCGAGGCGAUUAUCGCUAACGCUAAUUACCACGACACCUCGCCGUAUCGCUGGGGAGGGAAAUCUGACAUCGAUCUGGCAGUGGAUGAAAACGGACUGUGGGUAAUUUACGCCACCGAACAGAACAACGGACGAAUUGUGGUCAGUCAGCUCAAUCCUUACACGCUCCGAGUGGAGGGCUCAUGGGAUACGUCAUACGAUAAGCGAACAGCCUCCAAUGCCUUUAUGAUCUGCGGAAUCCUGUACGUAGUGAAGAGCGUUUAUGAAGAUGACGAUAAUGAAGCGUUGGGGAAUAAAAUUGACUACAUGUACAACACCGAGAAGAGCCGUGAAACGCACCUCAGCAUUCCUUUCCCAAAUUCAUACCAGUACAUCGCAGCUGUGGACUACAACCCUCGAGACAAUUUGCUGUACGUGUGGAACAACUACCAUGUUGUCAUAUAUUCUCUCGACUUCGGAAACAAUGACAACAGAAUGGGCUUUGAUCCUCCUUCUUCAGUCUUGCUUCCUGAUGCACUUCCUCCAGCUCGCAGUUCCACGACUCCUCCACGCCCAUAUACGGGCACGCUCCGCCCCUCCCUCACUACUACCACAACAACCACCAUGGCUCCGCGUCGCCGCCAUAACAACAUCCUCCCAGAAGCCCUGACACGGUCGCCUCCAUCCCUCCAGACUCCAGUCAUUGUUGACUAUUGCACCCCACGUCUCACUGCUGAAAUCUCCUGGCCACGGACACACCAGGGACAGGUUGCUAAGCAACCGUGCCCACCUGGCACCAUAGGUGUAGCCACGUUUAAUUGUUUGCUUGGCUACUGGGAUCCGAAGGGACCAGAUCUGAGCAACUGCACCUCACCAUGGACCAAUCACAUCACUCAGAGAAUGAGAUCGGGAGAAACGGCUGCUAUAGUAGCACGAGAGUUAGCUGAACAGACGAAGGGAGAGUUGAGACCCGGAGAUGUCCCAUCUACAGUCAAAGCCAUGGCACAACUGGUGGAGCUACUGGAUGUACAGCUGCGAAAUCUCACCCCGGGGGGGAAAGACACAGCGGCACGGAGCUUAAACAAGCUGCAGAAGAGAGAGCGAUCGUGCCGUUUCUUCAUACAGGCCAUGGUCGAAACGGUGAAUAAUCUUCUGCAGGUGCGAUCCCAGGCGGCCUGGAGGGAGCUCUCUGUGGCUGAGCAGCUGCGAUGUGCAACCAUGCUGCUGGACACGGUGGAGACGGGCGCCUUCAUGCUCGCAGACAACCUCCUCAAAACCGACACUAUACAGGAGAGCACCGACAACAUACAACUGGAGGUGGCACGUUUGAGUACAGAUGUUAAUCUGGCUGAUCUGAUCUUCCCUCAAUCUGGACAAAGCGGAAACUCCAUUCAUCUCUCCGCCAACACGCUCAAACAGCAAGGACGCAAUGGUGAGAUCCGCUUGGCGCUUGUUCUCUAUAAGAACCUCGGUCAGUACCUGUCCACGGAGAACGCUAGCGUGCGUCUGGGAAGUGAAGCGGCCCAUCCGAACUAUUCCCUGAUAGUCAACUCACCUGUUAUCACAGCAGCUAUUAAUAAAGACAGUAACAAGGUCUACCUGUCUGAACCUGUGGUCUUCACUGUCAAACACAUAAAGCAGUCGGAAGAGAACUUCAAUCCGAACUGCUCUUUUUGGAGUUACUCCAAACGCACCAUGACCGGACACUGGUCCACUCAGGACUGCAGGCUACUGGGCACCAACCGCACUCACACCUCCUGUUCCUGCACACACCUCACCAGCUUCGCAGUGCUUACGGCCCACGUGGAGGUCAAGAAAGCGGUGCAUGAGCUGCUGUUGGACGUCAUAACGUGGGUGGGGAUCCUGCUGUCUCUGGUCUGUCUGCUCAUCUGCAUCUUCACCUUCUGUUUCUUCCGCGGUCUCCAAAGCGACAGGAACACCAUCCACAAGAACCUCUGCAUCUCCCUCUUUAUCGCCGAAACACUCUUCCUCACCGGGAUAAACCAUGCAGACCAGCCCAUCGUCUGUGCGGUGUUUGCGGCCCUGCUGCAUUUCUUCUUCUUGGCCGCGUUUACAUGGAUGUUUCUGGAAGGCGUGCAGCUGUACAUCAUGCUGGUGGAAGUGUUCGAGAGCGAGUACUCGCGCACCAAGUACUUCUAUCUCACUGGAUACGGAGUGCCUGCUGUUAUAGUGGCUGUGUCUGCCGCCGUGGACUAUCGCAGCUAUGGAACUGAAAGAGUGUGCUGGCUCAGGUUGGACACUUACUUUAUCUGGAGUUUCAUUGGGCCUGCUACUCUCAUCAUCAUGCUAAAUGUUAUUUUCCUGGGCAUUGCACUAUAUAAGAUGUUUCACCACACAGCGAUUCUCAAGCCUGACUCCGGUUGCCUGGACAACAUCAAGUCCUGGGUUAUAGGGGCCAUAGCUCUGCUGUGUCUGCUGGGGUUGACCUGGGCGUUCGGGCUGAUGUAUAUCAAUGAGAGUACAGUCAUCAUGGCCUACCUCUUCACCAUCUUUAACUCACUGCAGGGAAUGUUCAUCUUCAUAUUUCACUGCAUCCUGCAGAAGAAGGUGCGUAAGGAAUACGGCCGGUGUCUCCGCACACACUGCUGCAGCGGGAAGAGUGUAGAGUCCACCGUCUCCACUUCAACAAAGACCAGUACAGCACGCACACCUGGACGCUAUUCCACCAACUCACAGAGUCGUAUUCGUAGGAUGUGGAAUGACACGGUCAGGAAGCAGUCGGAGUCGUCUUUCAUCACCGCUGAUAUGAACAGCUCAGCGACUCUCAACAGAGGUACCAUGGCUAACCAUCUCAUCUCCAAUGCUUUGUUACGUCCUCAUGGCACUAAUCCUUAUAACACACUGCUGGGAGAGUCUGCUGUGUACAAUAACCCUACUGCCAACAUGUUCAACACGCAAGCCUCCUACAGAGAUUCAAAAGGCAUUCUCAACAAUGCGCGGGACUCCAGCGUCAUGGAUACGCUGCCGCUUAACGGUAACAGCUACGGCGUGGCAGCAGGCGAUUACCUCACCUACAGCUCUCGUGGCAACGAGCCGCCGACAACGCUAGAGAAAAAGAUCUUGAAAGAGCUGACGGCGAACUACGCUCCGUCGUACCUCAACACCCAGGAGCGACAGGGAAAAUCCCACCAGGGGACCCUGACCAAUAAACUCAACAACCACCUGGCCAACGGAGGGGUCGCAGGGUCAUCGUCCAUCGCCAAAGACGACGUCAUGGUGCUCGACAACCCUGGAGCGUUUCACCGUCACGACGAUGGCGGCGGGUUAAGUCUGGAGCUCAUUAGGGAGGAGUCACAAGCUCCGCUCCUCCCACCCAGACCGCCCCCUCCAGAAAACCAUGCCCCCAUGCACACGUUUUCAGCCCACCGGCGCCUGCCGCAGGAGAACAGCGAGAGCUUCUUCCCGUUGCUCCCCAAUGACACACACUCAUCACACACUCCCCGCGCGCACACGCAAUCCCCCCUCAGAGACUCAGUCUAUACCAGCAUGCCCACGCUCACCGACCUCCCGCAUGGCACAGACGACCUCAUCAACGGUCUCCAUGAGGACGAAGACGAUGAGGAUGACGACGGCGAGGAGGAAGAAGGCAGCGAAUUGCACCUGGCCAACGGCAAAGGGGUCAUCAUGGAAUCGGAUGAUGUGUACUACAAAAGCAUGCCGAACCUGGGCUCCAGGAACCACAUACAGGAACUAGACAGCUACUAUCAGAUGGGACGCGGGGGCAGUGACGGGUUCAUCGCCCCGUCUGAGAAAGAAGACUCGUCGCCUGAAGAACAGCCACCGGACCCCUCACAGCUGGUCACCAGCCUAUAGACACCGACACGCACACACACAUUCCCACUCAGUGCGCGCGCACGUGUGUGUGUAUGUGUGUGUGACACAAUGCACAAGGCAUGGGAUACACUACCUACUGCACUGAUAGAGAGACUGAUUCCAGAUAGACCCCUGAUUCCAGUACAUACAAGUAUCCUGUCACCAAAAUCCUGCUCCAGUUAGAACCAGUAACGCAUUCCUACACUAGAACAAGGACUGCCGCGUGUAGGCAGCUCUUGUGAACUUUCUUCUCAUCAAUCUGCUGAGUUAAACUCUUGCGGAUUGUCAGUUUGGAGAUGUGGACGAACUUUUGCUCCAUUUGCAUAGCCCUCCUCGAUGAAACCCUUUAUCCAAUGUCUGUCCGACUCUCCAUCAAACUCUCUCGCGAGCGUGUAAAGAGACUGUGGAAAACGACGGCCGUGUAUGAUAACGAGACCACCGACCCGGACUCUGAACUCUUCUGUCGUACUGAACUGCAUUACCCACAACUCUCUAGACUUCUCUCUGAUUCUCUGCUGCACACAUUCCUUCUCGUUUAGCACCAGUCUCGUUUCCCAACGUGAAACCACAGAAGGCGCAUCUGUUCUUAAAGACUGAGGACGCAUCUUGUUUUCUUACGUUUAUUUUUCUGUAAUAAUCUAAGUUACGGGAAAGGUAAUCUUCACUAAUUAUAAAGAAAUGGAGCUGUUUUCCAUGUAAAAUGUACAGAUUCCCGAUAUUGCAUAUGAUCGUAUGCGUUUCAUGUUUUUUGACCUAUUUUGCCCCUUGUAUGUGUUUUUGUAGACUAGACCAGUCCCACAAUGCUGUGUUGGUCCUCCAAAAUACUAUCCCUUAUAAUGCACAGCACACAUAUCUACAUACACACUCAAGUUUGGAAGGAUGACUAUGGUCUCCUAUUCUCUUUUUUUGUUUUUUUUUCAAAUGCAACACUUCGUCAUUCUCACUGUGUCGAUGAUAACCAAGAGACUCUGGGGAAAUGACUGUUGUGUGAUUGACAGCUAUUACAGAUGGGAUCCCAAUGAUGCUGGAACGUCGUCAUGUCGUGAAUUCUAGCACGUUUACCCUUGAACACGCCAUCUUUAACGUGUAAGAGCAGAAAUCGUACUUUGCAUUCAGGUUGAAGAAUUCCAGUCAUACAUGUUGACACAGCUAAAAUUGUUCUCUCAGGCUAAAAGAUGGUCUAUUAUUGUGACGAUUACACAUAUCGAGUUGUGUUUUUAACUUGAGAGUUUAAUCUAGAACGGUAAGAAAG
Molecule: messenger RNA, 6323 nt
Organism: Cyprinus carpio (common carp)
Lineage: Eukaryota; Metazoa; Chordata; Actinopteri; Cypriniformes; Cyprinidae
Product: adhesion G protein-coupled receptor L3
Biological process (GO): synapse assembly; cell surface receptor signaling pathway; adenylate cyclase-activating G protein-coupled receptor signaling pathway
Cellular component (GO): axon; glutamatergic synapse; membrane
Molecular function (GO): G protein-coupled receptor activity; carbohydrate binding
Source: RefSeq, a predicted model, not a curated record